UAUUAAUCUGUGACCGGACGUAGUCAGUAAAGUAGUAAACACUUGCACGCGGUUGUUCAAAUAACCUUUAAUUUUAUCCUAUUUUGAGUAGAGGCGUUAUUAAUUUAAUUAAAAUGGUGUCAAUAAAGCAAGCUUCUGUAAAAAAAACUAAGCGAGAUAAGAUACAAACACCUACCAAGAUAGAAAAGAAAAAGGCCACAGAAGUAGUUAAGAAACCAGCCAAGAAAAUAUUAAAAGAAAAUGUUAAGGAAAUUGAAAAAGCAGUGACUCCAGUCAAAGCAUCAGAGGCAGUAAAAAGUAGUAAGAAAAGCAAAUAUGUCAUGCCUUCAAAAUAUAUUACAGAAGAACUUGUGGUCAAGUGCCUAUCUGCUCUUCAGCAAUUAUCUGAGAACUACAAGAAUAAAAAUACUCUGCUGGAAGAUGAGACUGUAAUAUUUGCGGAAAUACAUUGCAUGAAGAUCCAGAACACUUCUGCGAAUAUAAAGCUGGUACUCCCACACAGUACUGCAGCUUCAACGGGAGAAGUUUGUUUGAUUACACCAGACCUUAAGAAAGGCAGGAAGAUAGACCAUGAACCUACAGUUGAUCACUGGGAAGAGAUCCUAAGGCAAGCUGGAGUUACACAAGUUAAAACAGUGCUGCCUGUGAGACAACUAAAAGUGGAAUAUGACCAGUUUGAACUCAAAAGACGAUUGAUGACCCAGCAUGACUUCAUUAUGGUGGACACAAGAGUUCAAAGCCACGUUUCUCAUAUGCUCGGGAAAAUGUUUUUCAAGAAACACAACAUGUUGAUUCCUGUGAGAAUAAAUGAGAAGGGAGAUCUUAAGAAACAAAUUGAUGUUGGUCUGCGCACUGUAAUGCUGCGGCUGCCUGAAGGGACUACCUCAGUAGUUAAUAUAGGCCAUACAGGAAUGUCCCAAAAAGCUUUAAAGGAAAAUAUAUUGUCCUUGGUGGAUCAGUUGAAAGUUAGAUACCCUGGAGGAGAACCUAAUAUCAGAGCCGUUAAUAUUAAAUUGCCAACAUCAAUGUCUCUUCCACUUUAUCUUUCCCUGAGGUCAUCAAAUGCAGUUAAUACUCCAAAGCUAAAACAGAAGAAGCCCAAAAACUUCUCCAUAUUGGAAGAUGAGUUGACAACACUUCAUGAUGGUGUUGUGAGAGUGGCUCCAGAUGGCACAGUUAAAGUCAGAAGAGAACAGAUAAACAAAAAAAAUACAAGUGACACAGAAGAAGAAGCAGAGGAUGUAGAAGAAAUGGAGGAAGAUGAGGGAGAAAAAGAAGAGGAAGAAGAACUGGCGGAAGAUUCAGACUAGUUCUUAUUUAAAUUAAUAAAACAUUCAUCUUUAAA
Cydia strobilella is the source of this 1345-nucleotide messenger RNA. Its product is annotated as ribosomal L1 domain-containing protein CG13096-like. The record is from RefSeq and is a predicted model, not a curated record. NCBI's taxonomy places the organism in Eukaryota, Metazoa, Arthropoda, Insecta, Lepidoptera, Tortricidae. Bases 114 to 1310 code for a protein of 398 amino acids. The transcript has 5 exons.